CCCAAAUAGGGCUGUGGGAUCUCCUGGCCAUACAAGGCUCUUGGAAUCUGGACCCUGGGGACCCCAGGCAGCUGGGCCCAGCUAAAACGCUGCCGACACCCCAUACCUCGUACCGUGUGCACAGCAGAUCUGGUGCCGAGAGGCGUUCUCCCAGCCAGCCACAGACAUGACGGAGCGCCUGACGGCCGAGCAGAUCAAGGAGUACAAGGGCGUCUUUGAGAUGUUCGAUGAGGAGGGCAACGGGGAGGUGAAGACGGCGGAGCUGGAGCGGCUCAUGAGCCUGCUGGGCAUCAACCCCACCAAGAGCGAGCUGGCUUCCAUGGCCAAGGACGUGGACAGAGACAACAAAGGAUUCUUCAACUGUGACAGCUUCCUGGCCCUGAUGGGGAUUUACUGGGAGAAGGCCCAGAACCAGGAGGGCGAGCUGAGGGCAGCCUUCCGUGUCUUCGACAAGGAGGGCAAGGGCUACAUCGACUGGAACACGCUUAAGUACGUGCUCAUGAACGCAGGUGAGCCCCUCAAUGAGGUAGGCGAGCAGAUGAUGAAGGAGGCUGACAAGGACGGAGACGGAACCAUUGACUACGAGGAGUUUGUGGCCAUGAUGACCGGAGAGUCCUUCAAGCUGGUCCAGUAGGAGCAGGUGCUAUGGCCCUGGGAGGCCUGCCCGAAGAAGGCCACUGCCUGCUGCGGCCACGCUGCUGCCCAGCCUGCCC
Messenger RNA from Prionailurus viverrinus (fishing cat), 713 nucleotides. RefSeq names its product calmodulin like 6 (gene CALML6). Gene Ontology annotation, molecular function: calcium ion binding. NCBI's taxonomy places the organism in Eukaryota, Metazoa, Chordata, Mammalia, Carnivora, Felidae. Gene Ontology annotation, cellular component: myosin II complex. The record is from RefSeq and is a predicted model, not a curated record.